Molecule: messenger RNA, 246 nt
Organism: Akanthomyces muscarius
Lineage: Eukaryota; Fungi; Ascomycota; Sordariomycetes; Hypocreales; Cordycipitaceae
Exons: 5
Coding region: 1-246 (81 amino acids)
Source: RefSeq, a predicted model, not a curated record
AUGUACGGAAUACCGGUAAAACCAGCGAAAAUUCCGAUCAGCUCUCCUUCCUCAAAGGCUUCUGGAACCGGGGUCUUCUCGACGAACUCAAUCAAGGCGAUUUGGAAAAGCUCCUUCGGGGUCUUCGACAACGCCCGCAGCGGCUGGUCAUUUGUCAUACCCCGGGGCCCGCUCGGCACUGACGAAACUUCCAUCGAAAUGCAAUCACGGCCUGCGAAAUAUAAGAGGUUCGCCAGUAUCUCAUAG